GUGUAAUGGAUCGACGUCACAGAAGCCAGGUCCUGGAUGUUAUGCAUCCAACUAAAGCUGAAAGCAAUGACUGGAGACAUGCUUUCUAUCAUGGAUCUGCAUUUCCAACAAUGUCUAGAAUCUUAAUUUAUGAUGUUGCAUUAAAUUGGCUCCCAUUGUUUCCUCUAUCAGCAAGGAAACAAGUUUAUGAUUCAUUUUUCGUUGAGGGACCUCCAACUGAAAUUGUGCAAGCCCUGGUUCCUGCUCUAAAGCAAAGUGGAACCGAUAGAGAUGCUGAUCUUAAUUCUAUCUGCUUAAAUAUCGAAAGGUUAUUGGUACUAUGCUUGCUUGAGAAUCAGGGAGUGCAUCGCAUAGUUGGAGAGUUUGGACUCCCAUAUUCAAGUGAUGAAUAUGGUGAUGAACUGCUUAAGCCAGACAUGUCAAUGUUCAUAUCUAGGGUGGCACAACUACUUGCAUCGAUUCCUGACAAAGCAAGAUUGGAGGCUUUACCUGCACUUUCGUCACACUUGUUCUUCCAACAAAUUACCAAACAACUUCUGGUUGGAGCAGAAGAAAGAGCUAUGGAACUACUUAAUAAGAAAGAUGCCUCAAAUAGAAAUGUUCUGGAUGGAUCAUUCUUAUUUGUUGGGGAAACAUUUUCCCGGAUUUGUAGACGUGGAUCUACAGAUAUUCUUCUAGUUGAAAUGAUACCUAGGAUUCUUGAUCAUGUUCGUAGCUGCUUGUCGUCAAAUGUUGAUCUUCUAGCUCCUGAACUGAUUGAAUCCAAACCCGAAUCCCUGUUUUGGUUAAACUUGAUGGAAGCAACAAAAGACCAAUAUGCUGUGGAAAGGUUGUCUGAAGAGUUGCUGCGCCAGCUAGCCACCAAAAAUGUAAGUGAUGUUGAAGCUUAUUGGAUGCUUUGGUUGGUGUUUAGUCAGACUUUCAAACGAAAAGCUGCAAUGAGGGCCAUGCUUGUUGAUAAAUUUCUAACCUGGAAAGUGUUUCCUAUCUCUUGCCUGAGAUGGAUUCUUCAGUUUUCUGUUUUUGAAUGCCCACCAAAUGCUGAUACACAAAUGGAAGGUCAAAAGACAUCACAUUUUCUAGUUACAGUGCAACGCCUGGUUAGCAUCUGGUCCAGGCGUGAGUUUGUUCAAUCAUCUCCCAUGGAGCAGCAAGCUUAUGUAACUGCAGCUGUUGGUCUAUGCAUAGAGAGAAUGUCUAAGGAAGAAUUAGAGACGACCAAGGAUGUCUUGCAUUCCAUUCUUCAAGGAGUUAGCUGUAGACUGGAGAGCCCCAUUGAUCUUGUUCGGAAAAUGGCUAGUUCUAUUGCAUUGGUGUUCUCCAAAGUAGUUGAUCCUAAAAAUCCUCUCUACCUAGAUGAUGAUUGCCGUGAGACUGUUGACUGGGGAUUUGGGCUUUUAUCACAAAAGAAAGAGAUAGCAGCUGCUUCUCAUAACAAUGAAACUAUAGAUAAGGAAUCAAAAUUUUCUUUGUCUAAGGAAAAGAAAUGUGCAUCUAAUAGAAAAAAGCAGAAGGAUAUGAAAUAUCAAACCGAUCGCGGUGAUACUGUGAUUUCAGACUUUAGGUUGAUAGAUCCCAAUGAAGUUAUUGAUCCAGCUACACUAAACAGUGAACAUAUCUGGGAUGAAGAGGAAGAAGAUGAUGAAAGCAGGCAUUCUGAGACUUCAAGUGACUCAUCGUUACAACCUUAUGAUCUGUCAGAUGAUGAUGCAGAUUUGCAGAAGAGAUUCUCACAGCUGGGUGAGAUUACUGCAGCAUUACGAAAACCUGAUGACCCAGAUGGUGUGGAAAAAGCACUUGAUGUUGCUGAAAACCUUGUAAGAGCAUCACCUGAUGAACUCCGACAUAAUUCAGGUGAUCUUGUUAAAGCACUUGUUCAUGUACGUUGCUCAGACAUGACAACAGAAGGAGAGGAGGAAUCUGCUGAAGAAAAGAGGCAAAAGGCACUAGUUGCAUUACUUGUCACAUGCCCAUUUGAAUCUUUGGAUGUUCUAACCAAAUUACUAUAUUCACCAAAUGUGGAUGUCGGUCAGCGUAUUCUGAUAAUUGAUGUCAUGAUUGAGGCAGCACAAGAGCUUGCUGACUCUAAGAUUGUAAGAACAAAACAUCAGCAGAGGGAUCUGAUAUCUACAAUUUCUGGAAGUCAACCAUGGUUCAUUCCUAGUAGCAGAGGGCCUCCUGGAGCUGGUCCCUGGAAGGAGGUUGCAGAACCAGGAACGUUUUUAAGCUGGUCUCAUCGUUAUGAGAGAGAACUUCCUUCUAGACCUGGUCAAACAAAGUCGGGAAAAUCACGUAUAUGGAGUCUUCAUAAGGCAAAAGAUUCCCAACUGGAAUUGUCAAAAAAUAGAUUUCCUUUGUAUGCUGCUGCUUUUAUGCUCCCUGCUAUGCACGGAUUUGACAAAAGAAGACGUGGAGUAGACCUGCUUGAUAGGGACUUUAUUGUUCUUGGAAAAUUAAUCUACAUGCUUGGUGUUUGCAUGAAAUGCAUGGCUAUGCAUCCAGAAGCAUCAGCUUUGGCUCCUGCCCUUCUUGAUAUGAUAAGAUCAAGGGAGGUCUCACAUCAUGCAGAAGCAUAUGUCAGGAGAUCUGUUCUUUUUGCAGCUUCUUGCAUACUUGUAGCUCUACAUCCAUCAUAUGUUGCAUCUGCUUUAAUCGAAGGCAAUCAGGAGAUUUCCGUUGGGCUUGAGUGGAUUCGCACAUGGGCCCUUCAUGUUGCUGAAGCUGACCCCGAUACAGAAUGUUCAUCAAUGGCUAUGACAUGUCUCGAACUCCAUGCUGAGAUGGCUCUACAGACAUCUCGAGCACUCGAAUCUGCUGAAAAUUACAAGGCAAGAACACGUCCACUGCCUUCCAAGACAGAUAACAUCAUAAUACCCUUCUCAAACAUGGGAUUUAAAUUUUGAGUUUUAAAUGAUUUGUACACAUGUAAUAACAUCUCAUGAUUAUUUUACUCUUGUUCUCUUCUACACCUCAGCAUCUUAUGCUAGGUUAAGAAAAUCAGAUUCAUCACCCAGAAAUGAAGUGCAAGUGCAUGCACAGACCCA
This is a messenger RNA of Elaeis guineensis (African oil palm), 3044 nucleotides long. The record is from RefSeq and is a predicted model, not a curated record. Lineage: Eukaryota; Viridiplantae; Streptophyta; Magnoliopsida; Arecales; Arecaceae.